Penicillium lagena is the source of this 1089-nucleotide messenger RNA. RefSeq names its product alpha/beta hydrolase. The record is from RefSeq and is a predicted model, not a curated record. Gene Ontology annotation, molecular function: hydrolase activity. The transcript is spliced from 3 exons. Lineage: Eukaryota; Fungi; Ascomycota; Eurotiomycetes; Eurotiales; Aspergillaceae. Bases 1 to 1089 code for a protein of 362 amino acids.
AUGGCCGACUUCUCAGAAUACACAGGGCCAAGCGCCGACUGGGUCGCGCUUGAGCCGACCCUCCCUGCUCUGCCACAGGACUUAUCGGCCCUGGAGAUGAGAGAUUUCAUUAACAAAAAUCGCGAGGAGCUGGCCGCAAAGGGGAUGGAAGGCCUCAAGUCUCAAGUCCAAAUGCAAGACUUCACCGUUCGCACUCGUGACGGUGCAACCCUCGAAGCACGCACCUAUCGUCCGGCGGGCGUGCCAGCUAAUGAGCCUCUGCCAGUAUACAUUCAUUUGCAUGGCGGAGGGUUCCUACUUGGCACAUUGUCCUCCGAAGACGCAAUUUGUUCGCGGAUUGUAGUCUCUCGCGCAAGCAAGAACAAGCCUGUGGUCGUUUUCAAUGUCAACUACCGUCAUACCCCAGAACACCGCUAUCCAACCGCCUGGAAUGACACUGAAGACGCCUUUGUCUGGGUACACGAGCACAUCGCCGAAAUUGGUGGGGUCGCCGACCAGGUUGUCGUCGGCGGUAUCUCGGCUGGAGCAUGGUUGACAGCCUCGCUGACACUGGCUCAGGCAAACGGCCAAGAUAAGCGCCUUGCUGCCUGUCCCAAAAUCCGAGGGCAGGUCCUCAUGAUCCCGUGUGUUGCGCAUACCGAUUACUACUAUGCUCCUCGCCAAACAUUGCUGUCUAGCCCCGAGCUGUCGAGUUUGAUACAGUGUGCCGAAGCACCUAUUCUCCCUAUGAGUCGCAUUCGACUGUUUGGCGGGUUAUUAGGCCUUUAUGAGCUCAAAGAAUCUGCCGAUGACCGCAGAAUGAAUCCUGGGAACGCGACUGCGGAGGAGGUGAAAGGUUUACCUCCGACCACUUUUGGAAUUGCUGGAAAUGAUCCCCUGAGAGAUGAAGGAUUUUUCUAUGCGAUGUUACUGAGUGAGAACGGGGUCCCUACAAAUGUCAAUGUCUUCCGUGGUGUACCCCAUGGCUUCCGACGUUAUGGAGACAAGCUGUCUGCCAGUAAAAACUGGGACAAUGUGAUGAGUGAGGGUAUUACCUGGUCUCUUUCCAAUCCUGUGGCUGGUGCCUUUGAAAUCAAGCCGGAUUGUUGA